This is a messenger RNA of Drosophila elegans, 6629 nucleotides long. RefSeq names its product protein hu-li tai shao (gene hts). NCBI's taxonomy places the organism in Eukaryota, Metazoa, Arthropoda, Insecta, Diptera, Drosophilidae. The record is from RefSeq and is a predicted model, not a curated record. The coding region runs from base 365 to 6103 and encodes 1912 amino acids. Gene Ontology annotation, cellular component: postsynaptic density; cytoskeleton; plasma membrane. The transcript is spliced from 12 exons. Gene Ontology annotation, molecular function: actin filament binding.
UCCAGUUCGAUUCUCUUGCGCCGUUCUCUUUUGCGCUUCAUUCGUGCUCUGGUCGUCGGACGUGUCCGUACGUUUUUGGAUUAAGUUCUCUCUCUCUCUGUGGCCUAUGAGUGUUUGUUCAAAAUAGCAGCCGAAAACCGAGGUGCGAGAGCGAGAGUACAUACAAAAAAACGCGUGCGUUCCUCCUCUAACUUACAGUGACUGUGACCGUUGUAUUUGUUACCUGUGCCUGUGUUUGUGCUCACUGGAGGAUCGACGAUUUACGAAGAAUACGAAAAAUAACGGCACAUCAAUACAAAAGUAUUAUACUCACGCAUCAAAUUCAAUUUUAAGCAUUUUUACUGAAAUAAAAGGGAAAUAAAUCAUGACUGAUGUUGAGCAACCGCCACAGAAUGGCAUAGAUCCCACUGCCCGCGAGGAGGAUGACAACAAAGCACGUCCUGCGGAUAUUGAACAGGAUAUGCGCGAAAUGGAGCGUCGCAAGCGGGUCGAGGCCAUAAUGGGCUCGAAGCUGUUCCGCGAGGAGCUGGAGCGGAUCGUAGACUCGGCCCGCGAGGGUGGAACUGGCGCCAGUGGCAUCCUGCAGCAGCUGUCGGACAUUGUGGGCGUGCCGGUGUCGCGGGUGGGCAGUGUCUUCAAGAGCAGCAACUGCAUGGUGCCCAUCAACGAUAUACGCGGCGUUGAGUCGAUGGGAUAUGCCAAGGGCGAGAAGAUACUCCGGUGCAAGCUGGCCGCCACAUUCCGUCUGCUCGAUCUGUACGGCUGGACCCAGGGUCUGGGAGCACAGAUCACUGCCCGACUCAAGGUCGACCAGGAGUACUUCCUGGUCAAUCCGUACGGCCUGCUCUACCACGAGAUCACUGCCUCGGCGCUGAACAAGGUGGACAUGCAGGGCCAGAUCGUGGAGCAGGGUACCACAAACUUUGGCGGAAACAAGAGUCACUUUGUCCUUCACUCGGUGGUACAUGCUGCCCGUCCAGAUAUCCGCUGCGCCAUCUACAUCGGCUGCAGUCCGGUUGUGGCCAUUUCCUCGCUGAAAUCCGGUCUGCUGCCGCUAACGAAGGAUGCCUGUGUGCUGGGCGAGAUCACCACACACGCCUACACCGGCCUGUUCGACGAGGAGGAGCGCAACCGAUUGGUCCGAAGCCUCGGUCCCAACUCCAAGGUGAUUCUGCUGGCCAACCAUGGUGCCCUGUGCUGUGGCGAGACCAUCGAGGAGGCCUUCUUCGCCGCCUGUCACAUUGUGCAGGCGUGCGAGACCCAACUCAAGCUGCUGCCCGUCGGUUUGGAUAACUUGGUGCUGAUUCCGGAGGAGUCGCGAAAGGCCAUCUACGAUCAGUCGCGCCGACCGCCCGAGGAUCUGGAGAAGAAGUUUGCCGCUGUGACGGCAGACGAGGGUGGUGCUGCCGCUGCUGAGAAGGAAGCCGAAGCUGCCGUGCCCAAGGUGGGCAGUCCGCCCAAGUGGCGGGUGGGUGGUGCCGAGUUUGAGGCCUUAAUGCGCAUGCUGGACAAUGCUGGCUAUCGCACUGGCUACAUCUACCGCCAUCCGCUGAUCAAAUCGGAUCCUCCCAAGCCCAAGAACGAUGUGGAACUACCGCCAGCUGUUUCAUCUUUGGGCUAUCUUCUUGAGGAGGAGGAGCUCUUCCGUCAAGGGAUCUGGAAGAAGGGAGAUCUACGUAAGGGCGGCGACCGCAGUCGGUGGCUCAACUCGCCCAACGUUUACCAAAAGGUCGAGGUUCUGGAGACCGGCACUCCGGAUCCCAAGAAGAUAACAAAGUGGGUGGCUGAGGGUUCUCCCACCCACUCAACGCCAGUGAGGAUAGAAGAUCCACUCCAGUUUGUGCCUGCAGGAACUAAUCCGAGAGAGUUCAAGCGAGUCCAGCAACUAAUCAAGGACAAUCGUCGGGCGGAUAAGAUUUCGGCCGGACCCCAGUCGCAUAUUCUGGAGGGCGUCACAUGGGACGAGGCGAGCCGACUCAAGGAUGCAACGGUCUCGCAGGCCGGCGACCAUGUCGUCAUGAUGGGUGCCGCUUCCAAGGGAAUCAUUCAGCGUGGAUUCCAGCACAAUGCCACGGUGUACAAGGCCCCGUAUGCCAAAAAUCCAUUCGACAAUGUGACGGACGAUGAACUCAACGAGUACAAGCGCACGGUGGAGCGCAAAAAGAAAUCGGUGCAUGGCGAAUACACUGACACAGAUUUUUCGGAAUCAGAGGCGGUCCUGCAGGCGGGGACAAAGAAAUACCCUCAAAGCGAACCAGAGACCGAGCACCAGGUCAUUGAGAUCCAAACACAACAGGCGCCAGUGCCAAGGCAGGCAGAAGUCGUGCUGAGCGAUGGAGAUCAUAACAAUAACGAAUCUCAAAUAGAUGAAGAGGACAAGGAGAACCAGCGGCAAGGGCGGGAUAGAAACUUGUCCGUAAACAGCAGAUGCCGCCGCGACUUGUUUCCAUCUCUGGUCGAGGAUCCUGUUCUGCCGUCGGAGCAGUUAUAUUCCUAUGUUUAUGCGACUGCUGCUGCCUUGGGACAGUGUGUCCAACCGCAGGUGUGCUCCGCUUUGCUGCGUGCUCUCCAUUGCGAACAGCUGGGCUAUUUGGCCAAUUGCUAUCGUGGCGCAGCAGGACACUCGAAUGCCACCACCUCGAGUACAUGCACUAUAACUAGCGCCACGGGUUCUUCCAACGCCUCCCGUCGCCCCCUGCGGCAGACUAAUGUGCUCCAACAUACACCCUAUCGUACCGGUUCCCAUUUCGGAUUCAAUUCACCACGCCAGCCACCACGCACUGAGCACAAGCAUAUUCCCCGGGAACGGGAGCAGCCGGCCUUGGGCUAUCGUCCAAUGCAGCGAGGCAUCAGCUACGAGGAGAUCUUUGCCACACCACGCUACGAUCAGUUGUGUCAGGCUUGCUUCGACAAGCUGCUGCGUCUCAAGCCGGAGCUCCAGAAGGCCGCCAGUAGUUGCGCCGAGGAGCAGCUGACCAGUAAUGGAAGCACUCCCAUGCAGCAACGUCAAUUGACAACACUUCCUGAGUUAUCCGAUAAUUUCGCAAAUAUGUUAAUGCUGCCAGAACGUCCGAGGAUGCAACGGAAUGCCUGCACCCAGACACAAGGGUGCUCCGUCUCCUCGUCCACCACCAAUUUUCUCAGUCAAAUCGAAAAGUUCAACUUCUCGGAAGAAUCAACGAAUGUGAAUUAUUCACCAAGUCUAAUGAACAGCGAUAUUAGUGUUACGGGUUUGAUUGUAGAGCCGGCAACUUCAAGUGCUGGAGCAAGUGCCACGAGUGUUGCUCCCCCAAGGAUUUACCAUGCGGAACAAGCAGAUAUUACCGAAGUUUGGAGCUUUGGUCGUUGGUUGGAGCCGCAGGACAAGAUGAUGGUGAGCAAUGCAUAUGAGUUUGUCCAACAGCCGCUUACCGAGCAUCGCAUUACUUUGGAGGUAAAGCAGCAUUAUCCAACUGGUCAGAUCGACCGCCAAUUAAUGACUCGCGAAGAGCGUCAGCGUCGCAAGUCUGAGUUUCAGGAGCUGUGGCAAGAUCACGUUGAAUACUUUGGGGCCAAGGAACAGAUGCAGCAGGAGCAGCAAACACUUGAAAUUUUGACACUAGAUGAGCAAGAAGAGCAGUCUAUAAGAGCCCAUGAUUGGAUGGACCAGGAUCUGGAGUUGGUGCAAGGCGAUCCAAAAGAUCCUGAGUUAGAUGUCGAGGCCUAUAAUGAACACUCUAAAGAUAGCCAAGAUGAAACCCUGACAGAGUCGAGCUAUGAGCUCCCAAAAGUUUUGCAGAAGUUCGAGGAAAGUCUCACGCUAGCCGGUGAAAACCUAGAGAAGCUAGUUGUCACCGCCAAGAAACUACAGGCACUGGACACCACCGAUACUUCAGCCGUGACUACCAGCAGUUCCCCUGUUGAAAGAGAUCCAGUCGAAGGUAGUUAUCUGUUUCGCUCGAUUAGUUUGGAGAACAUUCCCAACGCCGAUGAUACUGUGUGCAUACAGGAACCAGAAGUUGUUGGGUCCAUCGACUCCAGUAACAGCAAUCACAGCGAAGUGGAGAUUGUCCAUGGUUUGGAGCAGGAGGAGAAACGCGACGACGAGAAGCCCGUGACUCCCAGUUCAACGGAACCAGAGGAGUCCACUGACAAAGAAAAGGAGCCUGAUGACGAGAAAGACAUAGAUGAAAAUGAUCUUAAGGUGGAGGCAGAGAUCCAAGAGAUUACGGGCGAAACCCCAGAAGUCCCCAACGUUGAGCCCGAUCCCGAUAAUCAGUUUUUCACUCCACUAGAGCGUGAGGUACUGCAGCGCAUCGAGGACGACCGACUUGACGAGCGGGAGCCCAUUUUUGGGAAAAUUGAUCAAAGUAUUCGUAACAAGAUGACGCCCAAGAAGCUGCAAGACUUGGUCAGCGAGGAGAUCUUCUCCACUCGCACGCUCAUCUAUCCAUCUAAUCCAAGCACACCGCUGCCGAAAGUGGCUCUAGCCGAGACCACUUUGACACCGAGUGGCUCUUCUCUGUCUGCCCAUAAUAUCAGUGCUCCCUGCAGUUCGAUGGCCCACACACACCUUACUACCCGACCCACGCCUCGCAUGUCGCGUUCAUGGUCGGCGGAUGGGCAAAGGGACGAGGAGAACAACGAUGAGGAGGAGCAGGUUAUAACUGAAGAGGAGACUACUCCUCUGGACCGGAUCAUAUCCUCGACAACCUUUGUGUGCCGAAGCAGUCCGCGCAGAAAGCGCAAUUUUAUUCAGGAGAACAUUCGCAAUGCUAGCAGACCAAGAAGUAACGUCGGUGCGGUUACAAAGCACAGGAGCACACCACUAACAAGUCCUAGAACCAAUUCGAGUCCCUCGUCGGUGUGUGCAUUUCAGUGUGGCCAGCGGGAUAGUGGCGCCCGUCUGUGGGUGUCCAUGCCAACGCCUCCUCGGCGAGCCUCUGGUCAAAAGCGAGGCAACACGACGACUCCUGCACACGCUUUGUACUCCGUUCGGGGUGGCCUGUCCUCGCCGUUCGCCAAACGUCGCAAACCCAUGGUUAUUCUUCCGCCUCUACGUGGAGGCAACCGUUUGCAGAGUCCCAAUCUCAACUCGUCUUUUCUAUCGCUACAUCGCACUCUUUCCAGCAGCACGUUCUUUGUGCGGGGCGAAGAAAGUGGGGAAUCGGAUAACCUAUCAACGAGCACCUUUCAGAUGGAUGGAAGUCAGGAGGAACAGGAGGGGGAGCGGGACAAUGGAAGUCCAAAGGAAUCCCCGGCAGUGCAUGAUCCAGCAAAUGCCACCAAUAGCUCCAUGUACUACAGUGCGAACGACAACACGCGAGAGGAGACGGAAUCUUUACAGACAAGCGCAGAGGCAACGGAGGAGGAUCCCGGAUGUGUCAAACUUACUAAAACACCUUUUUUGCCAGAGAGCUCUACUUCUACUUCUUUGGAUAUUCCGAUAAAAACUAACUAUCAAACAGAAGUCUUGUGCUCUCCGAAAAACAAAAUGGAAUUGAACAGGGAUUCCCAGGAUAUAACCGAUCCGGAAGUAUCCAGCCCACUUGUAGAUACAGGAUCUUUGGCAGAAUUCACACGACUAGAAGGUGGAUCAGAGCGUCAACAACUUUCUAUAAGCACAAUAGAGAGUGAACAUCGCGAAGAAGGGGAAUCUCCAUCAGAACAGAAGAUAAAGAACAACAGUAGCAGUUCCGAAAAUGUCCUUUCCUCAGCUAACGAGCUAAAUAGAAUGACCAAAACGAACGAUGAUUAUGACAGUAGCAGUGAUUACGACGGUGAGAAACUUAUUCGGGUGGUUAAGGCCACUGAUGAGAAUAUGGAUAUGGAUAACCAUAUCCAGGUGAUUAAUGACGAUGAGCCGACGACCUCAAAAGCGGCUGCGACUAAAAAUCGACAGAGCGGCGGAGCGGAAACCAACCGAAAUUCCUCCACUGAAGAUGAGGAUGUGGUUAUCUUGGACACAAUUUGCACUGUGCAUGGUUCGGAGUUGUUUGUGCGGGAGGCGGAGCCAAAACUUCAAGCGAAUUUGUCAUUUGAUGCUUUCUUAGACAAGUCGUUUGAGGAAGAUGAGGAAGCUCUAAAACCAGAAAUAGGUCAAGAAUCUACUGAAACAGAUUGAAGAAGAAAACAAUAGCAGCCUUAGCUUUGAAAAAAAGAACUGAAGAAUUUUUGUUUGUUUACAUGUUAUAUUUGCUUGUGAUUUUAACACAGUUUGCCAUGAACAUUGACAUUUCAUUUGUUACCUUUGAAUGUAAUAUUAUUCGCCUUUAUUGAUUUACAACUCAUCUUUUAUAAUGUUAAGUGGUUGAACGGACAGAGAAAAUGAAAUAUAUAUUAUAUUUGUAACCUUUUACUUUAAGCCAGUAGAUGAUCUACUUAAAAUAUAUAGUUUGUAAAUUUGUACUAACUUUUGACGGUUAAGGGUUAAUUAUUUCAAACGGAAGAGAAAAUAAAUGUUUUAUAAUUUAUAUUGUAAUCUUUCCAGUUGGAAAGUAAUUUAUUCUAUUAAGUGUUAGCAGUAAUUAUCCCAUCCCAAUGUUUUGUGUUAGCUGUACGUACAUCCCGUCGAUCGUGAACAUUACUUGGACAUGCAACUGGUGCCCAGAAUCGUACUUACAAUUUUAUCACAAUGCACAACCUCCUGC